AUGAAGGAAGUGAAGACUCGCCCUGUCUGCACAUUCCAUCCCUUUCUGUCGGAAAGGUUUCCCUUCCUUUCGAUUCCCAGACAGGAUCGCUACAAGUCAGGCAAGCAGGUUGAUUCCAACAGUCUCGAUGGGCAAUUGCCCAACUGGCCUACUCUCAGCGAGUAUCAACUAAGCCCUCAUGUGAACCAAUGUGAGUUCUGCACAUGCACGGAUGAGAUAUCUGCCCGGUUGACCUGUUCAAAUGAGAGAACAAGCGUUUAA
Protopolystoma xenopodis is the source of this 261-nucleotide messenger RNA. The record is from the annotation of a GenBank genome assembly. NCBI's taxonomy places the organism in Eukaryota, Metazoa, Platyhelminthes, Monogenea, Polystomatidea, Polystomatidae.